UCAAGAAUAACAUCUUUUCUUUAUUAUGAAGAAACUGCUGCAGUUACAGAAAGUGACCAGCAGGCGGCAGAGCGAACCACUCGGCGAAUCACAACACAGCGAGGCGCUGACGUCAUUGUUGGGGUAUUUUCAAGAUGGCGGCGGACUGAGGCUGCGGCUCCGCGGCUGAGGAUUAAAUCUGCGGCUCGUCACACACCGGGGAUGAGCGCGCUUCUCCCGGUGCUCUCCGGGCAACGCUGCGGCGCCUCCGGUUAAAAUGCUCGCCCCUUCCGCCCGGAACAACAGAACCUGCUGCUGCGGAGCUCGGCCCACCGGGCACGGGCACUCGUCGCGGGAUCUUACGCCCGAGGCCGAGGCUCUGUUGACGGACUGAGCGGACAUGGAGGAGGCCGGAGGAGGCUCGCUCCGCUUCGACCUCAACGAGGAGGCAGGAGGGGUGAGAGCGGGGCUCGGGGCUCUGAAGGACCGCAGCAUCGCACUGCUAGCCGGUGUCAGUGGGGGUCAGGGAGCCGGGAAGGGCCAUUUUUAUGUGACCGGUAACGGAAGGAAUGUAAACACGGACGCGUCGGUACAUCCGCCCCCGGUACAGAGGGAGGGGGUGUCGGUGGAGAGGGGCCUCGCGGACCGGCUGACCGACAGGUGCGUGGUGUCCGGGGAUGUCGGGGACCACCGCGGCCUGAACGGAUUCACUGAGUCACUGUGUCAGGAGGAGCCGGCCAUGGUGGCCCUGGAGGGGGGAGGAGCAGCGGGCAGCCGCGGCCUCGCAGGGGCCGCUUCCUGUCCGGCGGGGCUCGGGACUCGGCUUUCAGCGGAGACGGGUCCGCAGAUGCUGCAGCCAUCUGCCGGGGGGAGCACGGGGGAAGUCCCGGAUGUUACCGUGGGAGGAGAGGAGCCGACGGGCGGUGUCGCGGUUACCGGGAGUGUGAGGACUCCCCCCCCCGUCGAGCGGCUGCCAUGCCCGGGGAAGCAGCAGCGGAAUUGCGCCUGCACCGCGGCGGCUCUCCAGUGUCCAGCUGUGGACAUGUCCAACGGGGUGGAGGACAGUGAGGACCCCGGGGUGGACCUCGCUUACAACCCGACAGGAGUGUUGUCCAGACCCGGUGUGUGCGACGCGGACUGCGGGGAAGUGAAGUUAUCCAACGGUGGUUUACACCUCGUGAAGAGCUCCGGAGCGACGGGUGACUCUUCGGACACCGACCUCCGUGCGGCCCCGGGGGCAGCGCGAGAGCCCGGGUCUCCCCUGCGGAGCCGGGGCGACUGCAGCGGGGGAGAGGUCCCUCAGUGCCCCGGGGAGGAUGCUCCUGCUGCGGCCGAGCUCCCUCCCUCCCCCGAGGUCUCCCCCACCCCAGAUUCAAGUGCCGAGCCCCCCUCACCCUGCCCGCCGCCCCCCAGCAAACUGAACGGCGACUGCCUGCUCUCAGAGUCCGAGGAGGACGAGGCGAGCUUCGGGGACCUCGGUUUACCCGUCAGGCCGCAGAGCCUGAGGACUGACCCCGGCCUCCCGGUGUCCCUGAGCUGCGACGCCACCCCGCUGUCCCCGGACGACGAUGGGGGCUUUUAUUUUGGAGACGACGGGUUCAUGGAGGAGUGUCGGGGCGCGUUGGAGGCGGCGGGUCGGAGACAGAGCGCCCCGGACAAACUCCCGGACCUGACCGAUCACACGGACUGUUCGGACGGCAAACUGAUGCCAAAGAGGUUCGGCAUCGCUGACUUCUUCACCAGGAGCCUAUUUUCUAGGAAAUCCAAAGAGCCAAAGGCACCGACCCAUAAUGCAACAGGAUGGCGACUGUUCGGCAAGACAGGAGCCAGAGAGGCUGACCCAACUAAAGACCCGAACCCCUCAGUGUCCAAUCAGCAG
Paralichthys olivaceus (Japanese flounder) is the source of this 1858-nucleotide messenger RNA. Lineage: Eukaryota; Metazoa; Chordata; Actinopteri; Pleuronectiformes; Paralichthyidae. The record is from RefSeq and is a predicted model, not a curated record.